This is a messenger RNA of Plasmodium malariae, 1743 nucleotides long. RefSeq names its product protoheme IX farnesyltransferase, putative (gene COX10). The transcript has a single exon. Bases 1 to 1743 code for a protein of 580 amino acids. Gene Ontology annotation, molecular function: protoheme IX farnesyltransferase activity. Gene Ontology annotation, cellular component: mitochondrion; membrane. The record is from RefSeq and is a predicted model, not a curated record. NCBI's taxonomy places the organism in Eukaryota, Apicomplexa, Aconoidasida, Haemosporida, Plasmodiidae. Gene Ontology annotation, biological process: heme biosynthetic process.
AUGCUUGGAAAAAGGUUAUUGCGUAGUGCGUAUGUAACAAAAAAAGGCAUAAGCAUAGUUGAAAAAAAUGCUGUUACAAAUAAAAAGGUAAAAAAUAAGGUGUUGACUGUUUCAGAAUGUUCUUCAUUAUAUUCUACUUAUAUUAAGGGAAAUAGCGGUACUCUGAAAAAGGAAAGUGUUGUAAUGUUAGGUGCAAAUAUAAGUAAAAAAGAGAAAUAUACAAAGAGUGCAGUAGAGGAAAGAUUAAUAGAUUUUUAUACAAAAUGUAUUUCAUUAGAUAAUAAAAUAUUGCAGAAAGAAGAAAACAUACCGAAUAGUGGGAACCACACAAAUUAUCCUCUUUUUAGUAUUACUAAUAAUGGGAACGGAAAAUAUUCUGAAUAUAUGUAUAAACUUUUGCACGUACCUGUGGCACGUCAGGGGGGAGUUACACGAAAAAAAGGGGAAUCAGAAAUGGAAGCAGGAGUCGAAGCAGGGAACGAAGCAGGAUUCGAAUCCGUUUCACUUGCCAAUUCAAAUAGGCAUAAAAACGGGGGGGGAAAUAUACUUCUGUUAACACAUGGGAGUAGCCCCCUUUUUAGUAGCAUAGAUUUAAAGGGAGAAAAAUUAAAGGAAAAAACAGCUUUAGUGGUAAAAAAGUUAUAUAAGGAUGCUAGUGAGAAAAAUAAAAUAAGCGUAUUAAAAAGUAAUAUAAAAAGUUACCUAGAAUUGUCAAAAUGUAAAUUAACUUUAUGGGUUACUAUAAGUAGUACUUUUGGUUAUUUCAUGUUAGGUGGUUCAUCAACAAAUGAAAUUUACGCCUUAGCAAUGGGUGUAUUUCUUUGUAGUAGUAGUGCUAAUUCAUUUAAUCAAAUUAUUGAAAGGAAUAUUGAUAAGAUAAUGAAAAGAACUAAAAAAAGACCAUUGGUAUAUAAUAAUAAAAUAUCUUUAACACAUGCAAAGAUAUUUGCUUUUACGUCAGCAGUUGUAGGAUCAUUACUAUUACAUUUUUUUAAUAAUCCAUUAACAUCUUACUUGGGAUUAUUUAAUAUUUUCUUAUAUGCAUGUAUAUAUACUCCUUUAAAACUUAUUACUCCAUAUAAUACACAUGUAGGUUCAAUAGUUGGUUCUAUACCUACAUUAAUGGGAUGUACAGCUGUUGAUCAGAAUUUAUUUUUACCAGAACCAUGGAUACUAUUUUUUACACAAUUCUUAUGGCAAUUUCCCCAUUUUUAUUCUCUAGCGUAUUUAUAUAAAGAAGAUUACUUAAAAGGGAAAUAUAAAAUGUUUCCACUACAAGAUAAACAAAAUGGCAUAUAUACAGCCAAACUUUGUAGACCAUAUUUAAUAUUAUUAUCUUCUCUUCCUUUUAUUUUUUUUUUUUGUGGAUAUACAUCCUACAUGUAUAUCUUAACCUCCUUAUUUCCAAAUUUAUUUAUUCUUUAUAAAUUCCAGAGAAUUAUUGAAGCCCCUUCCAAAAGUAAUUUUCGUUCCUUUUUUAAGCACUCUCUUUGGCAUAUUAUUUUACUGCUAGCCUUGUCAGCGUAUCAUACGCAGGUGCCGGCGUGUAAAAAUAAAAGAGAACACGAAGGCAAACAUGAAAGCGAAGGAGAACAUAAAUGCAAAAAUGGAAACACAAAUGACAGCUUUACUAACAAGAUCGAGAGAAAUACAUGCAACAUGGAGGGACAUAACAUCAACAAAGAGCUCAGUAUUACAAAAUUUAAAAAGAAACUUUUAAAAUUUUGCGUAGUUUUCUCCUAA